This is a messenger RNA of Drosophila hydei, 3784 nucleotides long. RefSeq names its product ras guanine nucleotide exchange factor B. The record is from RefSeq and is a predicted model, not a curated record. NCBI's taxonomy places the organism in Eukaryota, Metazoa, Arthropoda, Insecta, Diptera, Drosophilidae. The transcript is spliced from 3 exons. Bases 409 to 2967 code for a protein of 852 amino acids.
GUCGCUUGAGAACGCAACUAAAAACAAGUUUUAUGCUAAAUAAUAAUAAAUAAAUAAAUAAACGCAUCGCAAUACCAAAAUACAAAGUCGAAGAAGUCGAAAAGGUGCAAGAAAAAAAAACAAGUCAGAACGUGGCCAGCGACAGGAGUCGACCUGGCAAAUACCCUGUGCAUAGUGCAAAAGAGAAAAGCAGUUGAGAGCACAUUUUUGUAUCUUGACUCUAAAACUGUAAAAGCAGUAGCCCUCAAACUUAUAUUCAAUUAACUCUUGACAAAUUCGCCACAAGAACAUUGGGCUUCACAUACCCCCUUGGCACACUCGUGUUUAGGGUAUAAAAAGUGACCUACAAAUACGGGUUUUGCGCCGCGCAGCCAAUAACAGCGACAACGCGUGAGAACUGAGAAGUAAAUGGCAGCAGCAGCAGCAGCAACAACAACAAACGAAAUGCAGGCAACACUUGCGGUUAAGCGGCCCGGUCCGCCAGUGCCGCCCAGGCCCAAAACAGCAACAGCAACAGCAGCAGCGGCAGGAGCUGGGACCGUGGCAACUGCCACGCCCUGCCCGCCGCUCAUACAAAAGAAGCCCACAUUUGUUAGCCAACUGAGCGCCGUGGGACGCACCUUGGUAUACAAGUCGCCCUCGCUGAAUCUGCAAAAGAAGCAGGCGCAAACACAGACGCCCACCAUGGCGCUAGUGAACAGUGCAACGGCAACAGCUGCAGCAGCAGCAACAACAGUUGGUCCAGCAACAACAACAGCAGCACCAACAACCCCGCCUGCUGCACCCGCAACGGCGCCCAAGCCGCCGCUUAAGCUACGCAAAGCGCCCGCUGUGCCCACAGCCAAACCUCGCGAAUCGGUUGUCAGCGUGAAUCGCGCCAAUAGCCUGAGCGCACAGACCACGCCGCCACACAAGGACACGCGCCUGAGCCUGGGCAAGGUGGAUUUCGAGCGAGCAGGUCUAUUGCCCGCUGCACAGCCGCUGCCCAAGCCGCGGAAGAUUGUCCAGAUGCCGGUGGCUACUUUGGAUGUGGAGGAUGCGCCCGUGAGCAGCAUCUUCAGGCGCUCGAAGACAACGCUGGACAGUCCGCUGUCCAGUCAGGGUGGCGGAGGCAGCUAUUUGGGCGGCAAAACCGUUGAGUUCAAGAAUAAUCUUAAGAAUGCUGCCGAGCGUUUGUUCUCUGAGAUCAUCAUUAGCCAAACGCAAAAGCAAACUCUGGCCGACACGACCAUUAUAACCAAGCAUGAGCGCGCCAUACAGCAUCAAGCACUGUUGGAGCAGGAGCUGGCCCAGGAGCGUCACAAGCGACAGCAGCAGAAGCAGCAACAGCAGCAGCAGCAGCUGGAGCGGGAAAGGAAACAGGAGCUGGAGCAGGAACAGUUGAGCCAGGUGAUUCAGGCAGCAGGCAACUGCACGCGCAUCAACAUAAAUGCCAGCAACAGCCAGGCCCAAACCCAGCCCAAAUCGAAGCCAAUCAAGAGUUCGGUCAGUGCGGGCAAUACGCCCGAGAAGAAGCAUGCCUUCCAUGAGCUGCUCAUCUCGGAGCUGGCGGCUAUGCGCAAUCGUGCCUGCUCGCUGGAACAGUUGCCCACUAAGUGGCAGGCCACGCCCACUAAGACGCGUCAGCGCUAUAAUUCGAUUGAGGACGCCGAUACGGAGGAUGUGGACGCUGAUAAUGUGGAAGAUGCCGAUGGCGAUGAGGAGGACGACACACUGACCUAUGCCGUCAAUAAAUCACUGAAGGAUAAUGCGAAUGGCAGCUCGACGCCACGCAAACGUUGCCCCUCCGGCUGCUCCUCGGACUCGUCGCCUUAUGGAACAGAGCGCUCGCAGCGCAUACGUACGUCCGAUUGGAUUGAGGUGGGGGAUAAUGGCAAGCAGGUGACACUCACCAGCUGUCACAUUAGCCUGGAGGACUCGGGCAUGGAGGACGAGGAGCGACUGGAUGAUAUGUCAUCAUCGGGCGUCGGCGAUAGCUGGGACAGCGUCAAGGAGGCUGAGCGAGAGAACGAGAAGCGAAGUCGCAAUGUCAAACGCGGAAUGUCCAUAAGCGGCUUGCCGCCAUUGCCAAAAUCAUUGAGUGGUUUCAACAAGCUGCUCGGCUCCGAUUCGGGUCUCUUGAGCGAUGUGGAUCUGGCGCAGCAGGAGCUUAAUAACAACAACAAUAACAACAGCAGCAGCAGCAAACAGGAGAACGACAGCGGCAACAAAUUAGCAAGCCAAAUAGUUAGUGAUAACAACAACAAAAGCAACAACAACAAUUUGAGCGGCGAUAAGCAAGCAUCUAAAGACAGCAGCAGCAAAGAUAAUGCAAACGAUAAAUCAGCAACGGCUACAGCAGACGCUGCUACAGCAACACCAAUAGCAGCAGCAGCAGCAACAGCAACAGCUACAACUACAGCUACAACAGCAACUCCCAAUGCAAAUGAAAAUGAAAACAAUACAACAACAGCAAUAACGACAUCAACACCAAGCUCACCUGCAAAAAUCAAUGUAACGGGCAGCACUUUGGACGCGCAGAUAGCGACGCUGCGCAAGGAAAUGUACGGACUGCGUCAAUUGGAUCUCUCACUGCUGUCACAAUUGUGGGCGCUAAACGAUUCCAUACAGGAGUUUCGCACGAUGAUCGAGGAACAGGAGGGGGAGGAGGACGACGACGAUGAAGAUGAUGAGGAGGAGGAGGAUGCGGAUGAUGAUGUUGAACUGGAUGAGCAGGGCAAUCGCAGGCAUUCACCGACGCCCUCAUCAUACGAUUCGGUUAGCUCGGAAGGCGGUGCCGAUGCGGAUCUUGUCAAGGCGAAGCGUCUGGGCACCAAACCAAAGGUCAUAACGACGCAGCCAAAGCAGCUCCAGCCGAAGGGUGAAAUGAAGCCUUUGCCACGCAUGCGCAGCGCACCGCCGCCACCACCGCCCGUCGCGCUGAUGUGCACCGCACGCAAGGCGGCGGCACCGCCACGGCCCACAUGAUGUUACCUAACCGACUUCCUAGCCGGAGUCAGGAUGGUCAUGUGCAAGGCGAUUGUGAGCGAUGUGCCGCCCCCGCCAACGCCGACGAAGACGUCAACGUCGCCGUCCGCUGCAUUGGGUAGCAUUUGAGAUGGAGCCGUAGUUGGAGCAGCACUUGGCAAGGGCAUUUGGAAGUCGGCUAACGAAUAUUGUUGACAUGCACCAUCCCUAGUUAGUUUACACAAACGAUAAACGAUAGACGAUCAACGAUAAACGUUCAUCGAUAGGGGAUAAUCAUUAUGCAUAUAUAUAUAUAUAUAUAUCUAUAUAGCCCUAAGCCGCAUAGCCGUUAAGUUUAGCAGUCCUUUGUGUGAUCUUCAGUUGUAAGUUUUAUUGUAAAUUGAGUGUUUAUUUUUAUUUUUAUUUCUAUUUUCGUUUUCGUUUACUUCUGAUUUUGAUUUCGAUUCGUUGGCCCAGGCUCCGCGACAUAAUUUAGGGCUACAUCUUUGGGGUUUCUUUAACUGGGGUUCAGCUACAACAUAUUUAACACCUGCAACUUUAUUGUUUUUAAAAUAAAAAAUAUAUAUAUAUAUAUUUUGUCUUACGAUUGAAACUAACUUCAUGCAGAACCACAAUAUAACUUCAAAUAUAUUAUAAAAACUAUGAGCAAUACAGUGCUUUAGACUUAAGCUAGGAUCUGCACUACUUGUAUAUGUAUAUAGCCUCUCACUAAAACGAAUCCUGCGCUAAAACUAUGUUUGGCUUCUUCUCCUGCUGCUGCAAUUUUAAGCAAAAAUAAAGAAUAUCAAAACGAAACUUGAAACGAAACGUUGUCGCA